Gryllus bimaculatus (two-spotted cricket) is the source of this 651-nucleotide messenger RNA. The record is from the annotation of a GenBank genome assembly. Lineage: Eukaryota; Metazoa; Arthropoda; Insecta; Orthoptera; Gryllidae.
AUGGAGUCGCGUCUGCUGCUUGUGUUGGUGUGCGCGCUCUGCGGGGUGUGCGGGGCUACGCCCAUGGGCGGGCCGCCGCCAGCCGACCCGCCCCCCAAGGACGAGGGGGCGUCCGAGCCGAAAGAGCCAGCCGAACCGGAGGAGCCCGGCCCGCCCGAAGACCCGCGCUGCAAGAGGGUCAACAGUGAAGCCGACGAGAGGGACUUCUCGGUAUUCUUGGCUGCUUUCGUCGUGACUGGAUUUUUUGAAGAAAGUGAUGUCGUUGUGGAAAAUGGAGUGUUUAAUGGGAACUUUCAUUACGGAGGAGAGAUGACGGCUGAGUUACCUGUAUUAUACAAGUUGGAAUUUAAAUCUGGGGACACGUACCAAGCUGUAGGCGGCGGAUUUGAUAGUAUGCAAGGUUUGCUGGAAAAAUUCCCUAAUGUUGUCAUGUGUAUGAACUGCUACUUGAAUCCGAAGCUGGAGCUUCCAAUGGCAAUAGUGGAGGAUGGUUUGGCGAUGGCUGACUUCGAACUUUUUCCAAGACUAUUUCCUCAAGGCUUCCCCAAGGGAAAAUAUUUCGUAGUUAUAAAUCAAACAUGCGAGGGACUAGACGAAAAGUAUUGUGGAACUAUUCGAGUUGACUUCGAAUUAAAGCCAAAUGCCGAUUAA